Messenger RNA from Acomys russatus (golden spiny mouse), 2365 nucleotides. It is a transcript of the gene Gpatch2l, whose product is annotated as G-patch domain containing 2 like. NCBI's taxonomy places the organism in Eukaryota, Metazoa, Chordata, Mammalia, Rodentia, Muridae. The transcript has 10 exons. The record is from RefSeq and is a predicted model, not a curated record. Bases 173 to 1597 code for a protein of 474 amino acids.
GAAGUGCAGGGCGGCCGCCUGUCUUCUCUCGUAGCCCGCCCCUCCCUUACCAUUCCAGUCCCACCUCUCCGGCCCAGACCGGAAAUGAGGUCAGAGAGGGAAACCCAGGCUAGGAGCUUCGGCCCCGAAGGCGGCGCCGGGUGCGAGUGGCUGCGGCUGCCGCUGUGGCCUCAUGGAUGAGCUGGUACAUGACUUAGCCUCAGCCUUGGAGCAGACAUCUGAGCAGAGCAAGCUUGGUGAGCUGUGGGAGGAGAUGGCUCUGAGCCCCAGGCAGCAGAGGCGGCAGCUCCGGAAGCGCCGGGGCCGGAAGCGCCGGUCUGACUUUGCUCACCUGGCAGAGCAUGCCUGCUGCUUCAGUGAGGCCUCCGAGUCCAGUCUGGACGAGGCCACCAAGGACUGUCGAGAAGUGGCUCCGCUCACCAACUUCAGUGACUCUGAUGACACCGUGGUGGCCAAACGGCACCCAGCUCUCAGUGCUGUCGUUAGAAGUAAGCAGCAUUCUUGGCACGAGUCUGACUCCUUUACAGAAAAUGCACCUUGUCGACCACUGAGGCGCCGACGGAAGGUGAAGAGAGUGACAUCAGAGGUGGCUGCCAGCCUUCAGCAGAAGCUCAAAGUGUCAGAUUGGAGCUAUGAGAGAGGCUGCAGGUUCAAGUCUGCCAAGAAGCAGCGCUUGUCCCGAUGGAAGGAGAAUACUCCCUGGACGUCAUCAGGCCACGGGCUGUGUGAAUCAGCAGAAAACAGGACUUUCCUAAGCAAAACAGUCAGGAAAGAAAGGAUGGAGUGUGAAGCAGAGGAACAGAAACAGGGCUCUGAUGAGAACAUGUCAGAAUGUGAAACGAGCAGUGUGUGUAGCAGCAGUGACACAGGGCUCUUCACCAAUGAUGAAGGACGGCAAGGUGACGAUGAGCAGAGUGAUUGGUUUUAUGAAGGAGAAUGUGUCCCCGGAUUCACGGUCCAUAACCUUCUGCCCAAGUGGGCCCCUGAUCACUGCACUGACGUAGAAGGAAUGGAGUCCGGACUGGAUAAGCUCUCAGAUCCCAUGUUCCUUUUGCCUUCCCGGCCAGCUCAGAGAGGGUACCAUGCUCGUCUGAGUCGGUUGCCAGGAGCCGCAGCUCGGUGCCUCAGGAAGGGGCGGAGAAGGCUGGUUGGGAAGGAGACCAGCAUAAGCAGUCUGGGAACUGAGAGGAUAAGCCAUGUCAUGAGUGACCCCCGGCAAAAAGAUUUCUGGUUACCAUCAGCUGGGAAAAGAGAACGAAAUCAGUUUAAUCCUCUCUCUCCUCUUUACUCCCUGGAUGUUCUUGCUGAUGCUUCUCAUCGAAGGUCUUCACCUGCACACUGCUCUGCCAGGCAGGCAAGUGUACACUGGGGACCACCAUGUUCACGUGACAUUAAGAGGAAACGGAAACCUGUGGCCUCAGCAUCUUUAUCUAGCCCUAGUUCAGUGCCCCCAGAUGUGCUGGAGCUGGCCGCCCCAGCCCAGAAGCCUCCCGACUCCGAGUGGCUGGACGGGACAUCUGCAGCAGAGACAGCCACUGCCUCAGCUCCAGCCACGUUCUUCAAAAUGCCACAUGAAAAGAGUCCUGGAUGCAGCUAGAGCCCAGCAGCCGUGGGCGUUGAGACUUUGUACUGUGCAGUCUUAGUGUGAAUCAGCAUUCCUGGUCCUUCCACCACCAGGGCUGACUCCUCUUGUUCACACGCAGCAGUCACCUUUUCUUUUAGAAAAUUAUAUUUGGGAUCUUCUUUUGUAAAAUAGCAGUUUUCUUUAAGGCUGGCGGGGCAUCCUCUGCUGUACUCCUUACUUCGCUGUUAGCCUACCACUUAUUUCCAGCUGCCUUCCUAGAGCUGCUGCUCCUUGGCAGCUGUGUCUUUGAUCCUGGAAAACUAGUGACAGCUUUUGCAUACCUUCUGUGUAGAGCUUUUAAUGUCACUGAUGAAGUCCCAAAUUCAAAGCCAAUUCCAAACACAUUCCUGGAUGGAAUCGUGUCUAUGCAGUACGGCUUGCCAUCAAGCCUUGAUUCACUCAGUGCCAGUACAAUACAUCGACCAAGUUCUCGGCUGGGGCCUCGAGACACCAGCACUCUGUAGGGGUUGGGAGCUUAUUACCUGCACAUGGUCUGAGGGGAUCACCAGCUGCUGCAUUGUACUUGACCCCAUCUUCAUGCUCUGGGUUCUCCAGACGGCACAGAGGGCUGUGUGCUGCAGUGCAGUACAGAUGGUGGGUUAGGUGCUCAGCAAAAUAGCCAGUGGGUAAUGUUGGCUGUAGUGUUUCUGACCCUGGUCUAAGGCUCUACAUCCUAAGUGGAACUUCGUUGCUAGUGUGUUAUAGGUCAGUAACCAGCAUGCUCUGUUAUCUAUUAUGAUA